Molecule: messenger RNA, 8676 nt
Organism: Dinoponera quadriceps
Lineage: Eukaryota; Metazoa; Arthropoda; Insecta; Hymenoptera; Formicidae
Gene: Rab3-GEF
Product: MAP kinase-activating death domain protein
Exons: 33
Coding region: 338-6343 (2001 amino acids)
Biological process (GO): regulation of Rab protein signal transduction; regulation of apoptotic process
Cellular component (GO): cytosol
Molecular function (GO): guanyl-nucleotide exchange factor activity
Source: RefSeq, a predicted model, not a curated record
ACUUGGCUGAUACGGAAUAACCGCGCUGGCGUUCGUGGUCGGACGGAUGGCGGCGGCGGUCGGACGAGGACGCGCGGUUUCCCUCCGCGUCACACACCGCGACACGUAAGUCGUCUCCGCGGAGCGAGCAAACCUCGUCGGAUCACCGCACUCGUGGCGACUCUCUCGGAGACCCGGGGAUCGCUUUGGUGCAGGGGUGGAAUAAAUAAUAAGCGGGAGAAUGGUGCAAUCAUGAUUCAACCUGGAAACGAUCCUGAAGAAGAUUCAGCAGCUUGGCUGUACUGUACAUACCGUAUACAACGGUGACACAGCUCGUGCGUAGAUAGAAAUCACGACCAUGGAUAUACAGAAGAAAUAUCUGUGCCCCCGACUGGUGGAUUACCUCGCCAUUGUGGGGGCCAGGUUGCCCCCUGCCUCUCGUCAGCCCGUACAGGUUCCAGAGUUGUUACGCAGAUAUCCGGUGGAGGAUCACAAGGAUUUUCCUCUGCCGCUGGAUAUGGUGUACUUCUGCCAGCCGGAAGGUUGCAGCAGCAUAGGACCGAAACGCACGGCCUUACGAGAGGCGACAUCCUUCACCUUCACUCUCACCGACAAAGAUUCAGGAAAAACGCGCUAUGGGAUCUGUGUUAAUUUCUACCGACCCAUGGAAAGGGUGGGCGUCGCGGCUGGCACGGGAAUGUCGCUCAAGAGGGAGAAGUACAACACCACGUUCCGAAGGGAGAGCUGGAGGAAGAGCAUGGAGAGGAGCACGGACUCCGCAUUUUCUAGCGACUAUAGGAGCAGUGCGGUGGGUCCUAGUGACUCUGACAGAGAUUGCUCCAGCAGCAGGAGAGACUCGGACACCCCACAGGUCCCUCACGCCCCGAGGUUGGACAUCAUCGCGCCGAGCGGGGACAGCGAGAGCGGCGGCAGUCAUUCUCCGUCGCCGCGAGCGUCUCGGAGACGUCAGAGGGUUCGCAAUCACUCCUUGACCUCGUUGUGCAUCAUUUCGCAUCAUCCGUUCUUCACGAUGUUCCGGGAGUGUCUUUUCGUUCUAAAGAAGAUCAUCGACGCGUGCAACGAGAGCUUCUCGCCGCAGAAAGUGGGAGCUUCUCGGCAGACCAACAGGGACACGGUGUGGAGCGUGUUGACCGGGCAAGCUCUAGAGGGCACGCCUUCCAUCGUGCUUCACGACGUGCGCGAGAUCGAGACGUGGAUACUGCGCCUACUCAGCAGCCCCGUGCCGGUCCCGGCGAAGACGCGCGUCGAGGUCGAGAUCAUUUCGCCGAGCAUGCAACCGCCGCUAUGCUUCGCUCUGCCGGACCACACCAGGUUCUCCCUGGUCGAUUUCCCCCUGCAUCUGCCGUUGGAACUUCUCGGCGUUGACAUAUGUCUGAAAGUUCUCACGCUGAUCUUACUGGAGAACAAGAUUGUCCUUCAGUCCCGAGAUUACAACGCUCUGUCCAUGUCAGUCAUGGCGUUCGUCACGAUGAUUUAUCCGUUGGAGUACAUGUUCCCGGCGAUACCGUUGCUACCGACGUGCAUGAGCUGCGCGGAGCAGUUGCUGCUCGCGCCGACGCCCUUCGUGAUCGGGAUACCCGCCUCCUUUCUCCUCUACAAGAAGAAUUUCAAAAUGCCCGACGACAUCUGGCUGGUAGAUCUGGAUAGCAAUAAAAUCACGGCGCCCAGCGGUCUGAACGACUGCCUGCCGCCGUUGCCGGAACCGGAGGGCACCGUACUGAAGAAUCACUUGAAGCAGGCAAUGCAACUGAUGGAUCAAGUUGGCUCUAGUGCUAUGGCCAGUAUGUCGGGCCCUCCGAUACCUUCGCAAGACGUCACACCGCGUCUCUCUUUUCAGCCGCCGAGUAGAAGGGAAAGCGUGGUCUUGCAUCAUUCGAGCUUGAGCGUAGCUUCUACGAAGCACAGACCGAGUAUCGACCAGUGCGCUCACAUACAGCACAGCCCGCUGAAUUCGCCGGGCAUGAGUACAUCGAGUCCAACUCGUCGACCGUCGAUGUCGUCGCAGUCGGUCGGGCCGUACCCGCCGAAGGCGGGCGCGGUCGGGCAGAACCCGACGGCGCCCUUCAAUCCCUUCAUCUACGGCAACGACGUGGACUCGGUGGACAUCGCCACGCGAGUCGCUAUGGUGCGCUUCUUCAAUUCGCAAAAUCUGUUGGCCAACUUCACCGAGCACACGAGGACUCUGAGGCUCUACCCGAGGCCGGUGGUGGCCUUCCAGAUCAACUCGUUCCUGCGCUCGCGACCCCGGGCGAGCAACUUCCUGAACAAGUUCGCGCGCACCCAGGCGGUCGAGUUCCUGGCGGAGUGGUCGCUCACGCCUAGCAACGUGGCCUUCCUGCGGGUGCAGACGGGGGUGUUCGACCCGGCGCAGAUCGGCGACAAGUCGCGCUGGUACGCGAGCAAUCUCGAGCCGAUCUACUUCCCGGUUUGGGACUCCGGCAGCUCGCUUGCGAACGCUUUGAAGGCGAUGAGGGAGCUCGAGAGCCAGCCCACGGACGAGAGCGGCUCUGAUUCCGAGGGCGCCGAGAGCACCAGCUCCUCUUAUUCUUCCCUGAGCGACUUCGUCUCCGAGAUGGCGUCGUCUGAUCUGUCGCCGGGUUACAAUUGUCCGCAAGCGAGCCAGCCCCAACAAAUGUCGCUCUCGGUGGACCCAAAGAACGUUUAUAACCCUCCGAGUUCCUUGCAAUAUCCGGGAGUGGAGGAGGACUCGCCGGUACGACCCGAAAGUCCACCGAGCACCUCUUCUAGUCACAGCGAUCUCAGCAGUCCGAGCUUUAACCGGGACUCCGAGCUCGAAUUGAAUCCGAAAAUUCAUGAGGGCUCGCAAUCCACUAACGAUAAAGAGGAGGGUGGUAGCUUUGAGUCAGACUCCGCGUCGACAAUAACGCCGCGCACGAUCCUGAGUGCACAAAGUUCGGUAGGAACACAGUUCGGGAUAAGCAUGGGAUCUUUAGGCGCUCCUUCGCUCAACGACGUUGAACGUCCUGCGACUCCUCACAGGACCUCGCGUGUCAGUAGAUAUGUCACUCCUAUGCCACCCACCGGACCAGGUCUGCAACGUCAGCCGAGCGUCGGCAACGUCCUGGCGAGAGGCUCCAGCUUCAGCACCACCGGCGGUCCUCUGCUGCCGCGGCAGAUCAGCUCUGCGACGCCCACCGAGCAUCUUCUCGAAGGGGCGCCGCUUCAGCGCCAGGGCUCGGCGGGGCAGAUCGCGCAGAAACAGAACAACGAAGUGCAACGGCAGAACAGUGGCGGCAGCUCGAGUACCGGAAACGGGGUGCUCAGACAGGGCUCUCAGGGAUCUCUGUUCGAGCAGAUCGCCAGCCAGGCGAAGGAUCUGGUGCGCGAGACCACCAGGCAGAGCAGUCAGGACGGGCUGCUCGCGCAAAUGGACAAGCUCAAGCAUCAGGCGAAGGAAAAGAUUACAGAGGCUGGCGAGGACAGUCUGUUCGCGCCGUUGGAGCAGUUAACGCAGCAAACUAAGAAAGCCAUGGGCGAGGCCACGAAAUCGGUGCAAGAGGCGUCGAAGACCGCGAUCGAGGCGAGCAAGACCGCAGCGGGCGUCAGCAAAAAUACGCUCGACGACUUGACGUACGUCGGCAAGAGUACACUGGGAGAUUUGACGAAAAGUGCCAAAGAAGUCGCCGCGAAGAAGGGCUUACUCAAGAAUAUCGGAGAAUCGCAGCAAUCACCGGUGCACGCACCGCCGUCUCCCAAUAUGAUGCAGCGGAAAGAUUCGGUCAGUAAUCAGCUGGUCGCGUCGGACACGCGUAGCGGCGUCGGACGGGAUUUCUUCAGCAAUAUCAGCAGCGAUUUAAACGGCUUCGCCGCGCAGACUAGCAGUAUGUUCAGCGAUUUGUUCGGUAGUAAAAACACUUCUAACAGGGGCAGUAGCUUCUUCCCGCAGAAUCAGAAAUCGAAGGAGAAGGCUCAAAUUCUUGGACCAUUUCCCAAAGGAAAAACCGGGUUAGUGGAACGCUCCUCGUUGAUAAAGCAUUCCUCGCACCGAGUUAAUCAAGAAGACGCGCAGAGAAUGCAGAACGCGGAACGUUCUAGCACGAACAGCGACAAUCAAGCUUUCUUGAACGAUGUGGUGACGCAAGUGUUGGCAGGGGAAGGCGUCGGCUGGCUCAAACUGAACAGAGUGAAGAAGCUAAUGGAGGACGAGAAUUAUCGGGAUUUGGUCGUGACCAAGCUGAACAAAGGUCUCAAUAGAAAAAUUAGCCCGGACGAUCACAUUGACGAUGUGGCUAUACCGAAACCCGUGUACAAGGGAAUGUUAAAGUGCCUUCAAGCAGUGACGUAUGGUCUCGCGCAUACGUAUACUAAUUUCGGACUGGGCGGAAUGGCUUCUGUCUUCCAACUGAUGGAAAUUGCUCACACGCAUUAUUGGAGCAAAGAUCUAUCCGAAGGUGGCUUCGACAGCUCGUUGAUGUCGCAGGCAUCCAGCCCGUUCGGCAGCAGGGAGAACUUGAAAUCCCCGCAAUCGCCGAAUCAACCCGACUUCGCGGAUAGCACGCAAAAAUCGGAUCUGCCGCAGGUGCAUCUGGACAUGCCGCACGCGCAAGCACCGUCAGCAACGGGGGACACGAGCCAGUCGACGACGGACAUGUUUCUGGACAUGUUCACGAAGAAGGGGAAGUUUCUGAGCAAGCUCACUUCGUUCGAUUCCGAGAGUGGGCGGGGUGGUGGAACGGGAAGCAGCGAAGCUUUAUCCACAGACGGAGGUAGCAUUAUCACUAACCCUGCUUUUCGGCAAGCGCACCAAGCUUCCUUCCGAAGCACCGUGUCUGAUAGCGAGGUCGAGCAAGGCAAUUUUCCCCGGCAAGGCAAGCAGCGCUCCGGCAGCGUUUGGUCCAGCAAGUCGUCCUUGAGCACCGGGUUCCGCUAUCACGGCGGAAGCUUGAUACCCACGACGACGCAACCGAGCCCGGAGGCUGCGAGGACGUAUCUCUUCGAAGGUCUGCUGGGGAAGGAGAGAUCCCCUCUGUGGGACCAAAUGCAGUUUUGGGAGGACGCCUUCCUGGACGCCGUCUCGCAGGAGCGCGACAUGAUGGGCAUGGACCAAGGUCCCGGGGAAAUGAUGGAGAGAUACAAGAGUUUGAGCGAGAGCGAAAGGCGACGGUUGGAGCAUGACGAGGACAGACUUCUGUGCACCCUGCUGCACAAUCUCACCGCUAUUCUGGUGAUGCUGAACGUCGAUAAGAACGAGCUGAAGCGGAAGGUGCGGAGGUUGCUGGGCAAGAGCCACAUCGGUCUCAUCUACAGCCACGAACUGAACCAACUGCUCGACCAGAUCAAUAAUCUCCACGGAAACGACAUCGAUCUGAAGCCCCUGACGUCACGACAGAUGCACCGGCAGUCGUUCACCGUGCACUCCGGGGUGGACGCCGAGGGCGACCUGCGGUUCCUCGAGGUACGCCACGACGGCCUCGUGCUGAGAUCGGUGAACGGCGUGAUAGUCGAACGCUGGUGGUACGAGCGCGUGGUCAACAUGACGUACAGCCCGAAGAAUAAGGUCCUGUGCCUGUGGAGGAGAAGCGGCGGCGAUACCGAGUUGCAUAAAUAUUAUACGAAGAAGUGCAAGGAUCUGUACUAUUGCAUAAAAGAUGCCAUGGAGAAGGCCGCGGCUCGCGGGCGAGGCGCGAACGUGGGCAUCGAGCUCGGUGGCGAAUUCCCGGUGCAGGACAUGCGAACGGGCGAGGGCGGGCUUCUGCAAGUUUGCAUGGAGGGCGUUGGUCUACUCUUCGCGAAUAGCAAGGAUUUCGAGUUUUUUGUAAGACUCGAUCAUAUCCGCAAGUGCUUUACUCAAAAGGAUGGAAUCUUUGUUUUGGAAGAAUUCAAUCCUAAAACUAGACAAGUAAUUCAACGUAAAUAUAAGUCACAAAUGGCAUCUGAGAUCUGCUACGCUGUUCUCUGCGUAUUUUCUUACGUGGCGGCCGGAUUGGAGCAACGAAAACAGGGCCAGCAGCAGCCACAGCAGCAGCAGCAACAGCACGGUACACUGCAACACAGUGCGUUACAAACGCAUCAACAACGACAGCAGCAGCAUCAACAGCAGUAUCAGCAACAGCACCAGCCGCAGUAUCAGCAGCAACACCACCAGCCGCAAUAUCAGCAGCAACACCACCAGCCGCAGUAUCAGCAGCAACACCAGCCGCAGUAUCAGCACCAAUCGCAGCAGCAGCAGCAGCAUCACCAAUCACAGCAGCACCAGCAACAUCACCAGCCCCGACACCUGUAUCAGCAGCAACACAGGCAGGAGCAACCGGCACAGCCGAGUAACGUAACGCCGCAGGCGCAUAAAAACACGCAACUGGAUCCUCAGCCUCGUCAACACUGACACAGGCAAAGACACUCGCUUCCGUUCGUGGGCAUCCAACGUAAGAAUAGCUGCGCCCCUUACGCCUGUCUACCUUGGGUAUAAGUGUACGAUUUCUCUUUCUCUUUCUCUCUCUUUCUCUCUUCCUCCCCCUCUACACCUCUAUCUCUCUUUUCUCUCGAGAUAUUUAUUUGCGAGUUCAUCCCACGUCAGGGACACACAGUAUGUAUGCAAGGGCAAAGGUAACGAGGCGAUUGACACCCUUCAUUUUUCCGGAAAGCGGAAGUAUUUGUUUGCCGGCGUAAACGUCGUCGUCGUUUGUUACCUUCGACCGGAGUCGAGGACGGCGACGAGCGUGAGAAGAAGCCGCACGAUAACGACCGGCGUGUCAGCUGAUGGUUGCGAGCAUUCCUUUCUGGGCUACUUGCUCUCUCUGGAAAGAGAGAGAGAGAGAGAGAGAGAGAGAGAGAGAGAGAGAGAGAGAGAGAGAGCUCUCUCUGUGACGUGUAGUCUCUCGCGUUAAUGUGAUAGGUAAUCGUAUUCUUCUAUUCGUACUCACACGUAGGCGUGUUAUACGUGUACGUGUCACCUAAAGCAAUUAAAUACAAUAAAACGUUCGUAAUAUAAUUGGAGGUACAAUUUAUAUGAUAUACGCGACAGAUUGUAAAGAGAUAAAAAAAAAGCUGUGAUCGUCCGCGACGUUCGGAAGAGCAAAGAUUUAUUUUAGCCCGCGUGAAUAGUAAGUCGAGAAAUAAGAUGGCGAGUGCCGCGUCUCGCGGACAAGCCGCCGGGGAAAUCGCGGAAAUCCCUCGCUGGCUUUCCCUCGGUUGUCGCUGCCGGAGUCGCGCCUCGUCGCUCUCGCACGUCCGAAUGAUCCUGCGCGAGCACGGGUGACGGGCGGCGGCUCGUUCGUCGUCUUUCUCUCCGCCGCGUCUGCAAUGAAACUUAACCGGUGACUUUGCGUUGCGAUCUCAGCUCUCACGGUCGCGGUGUGUGAUGUGUUAAGCGAGAAUACUGUCGUGUUGUUGUAAUAGAAUGUACAGAGACGACAUGUAUCCCGUCGUAUGUCGCGUGUCUCGAACGUAAACACGCGCGGUGGUCGUUAUUUUGUACGGUCUCGACUACGAGAAGCGAAAAAAGAAGAAGAGGAGGAAAGGACAAAUUCUACCCCCUCCCCCCUCCCGGUAGCGAUAGAGCAUGUAAUUAGGGUACAUGUAAUGUUCCCAGGAGUGAUUAGGCAUUAUAUACGAUAUAAUGUAAUGACUGUACAAUACACCUUACCACCCCUCCCCCCCACCCUCUCCACUAUUCUGAAACUGAAGGAAAGAAGGCGACGUCUCAGGGAGUGCUGUGUAAAAAAUCUACAUCCUGCGUUUUUUUCCCGCACCCGACUCGAGCACGUUACUCAGUUAAGCGCGCGCGAUGCAUCGGUUACAUUGUAAUAGCGCCGGGCCGUACGCGGUUUCAAACCGCGCGACAUAGUCGGAUGUAGUCGUCGGCACUAAGUGCGAAACAGGAAGAAGAAGGAGGAACCUUUCCGCACACGCGAUGAGGAACGUUGCGUUUUUUCCUUACCGUCUGUUUCUCGACAUUUCCCAGCGCGUUGACCGAUUCGCGCGUUAACGCGUUAACAAACAUAGACAAACGACCAGCAGCCUAGGACAGACGACGAAAUUGUACACCAGCCGCGCGAACUCUUCGUGUGAGGUAAACGUGUAGCGUAGUUCUACGGUCACACAUUCGAACAACCAACACACACACACACAUACACACACGCACGCACGCACACAUACACACGCAAAUGUCAGAUGAUAUAUUUUCAUGCAACGUAAAGAAGCGUAAGUAGAUAUUUGUAAAAAAAAAAAAAGGAAUACGACUUGUAGAUAGGAAUCGGCGAUGUAAUAAGCGGUACAAGCGCAGGUGUACGCGUUCCCCCCCUCUCUUUUUUUUUGGUUUCUCGUCUUUUAAUACGAAUAUACAUAAACUCGCGUAGCGCUCGCUCGCUCGCCGGCUGAGCUAGAGAGGGGAGUGCGUUCCUAAGAGAGUUCAGAGGAUGUGGUUCUCUUCUAAAGAUCCGGGGAAAAAAUAGUAGAAGAAGCAGGAUCGGAUCCCGACGUNCCAAAAUCUAUCUGCCUAACCCCCCCCCCUCCCCCCGGUGUUUAGAAACUCUCGGUCGACGCCACGUUUAGACGUUUAAUAUGUCGAUCGAUCAUUGUCAUUUCGAGGUGUGUGUAUCACGGUUAUGCGAUGAAAGAGAGAAACCUUAGAGACCUCUUAGAAGAGAAAUUAAUACCUCGCAUUGUAUAGUACUCAUCCAUGUAGACGCCUUAUGCCCAAUAUAUACUUGUAGCCGA